Messenger RNA from Spirometra erinaceieuropaei, 4763 nucleotides. NCBI's taxonomy places the organism in Eukaryota, Metazoa, Platyhelminthes, Cestoda, Diphyllobothriidea, Diphyllobothriidae. The record is from the annotation of a GenBank genome assembly.
AUGUUUGGACUAAACAAGCCUGUAUUUGGUGCACAGCCGUCUUCAUCAUUCGGAGUUCCCGCUUCAAGUGCGUCGAACGCGUUUUCUUUUAAUGCAGCCAAGACUACUGCGUCUACAGGUUUCGGUUUUGGAACCCAACCUGCGUCCACGGCAUCUACAUUUUCCUUUGGAGGUCUCUCAGCUCCAUCUACGACAAAUAUUUUCGGAGGGGCCGUUUCUUCCAAGCCACAGGCGUUCAGUUUUUCUACCUCAAAACCUUCCUCGCUGUUUGGAAAUCCGCCAUCGACAAACGCAGCCACUACAAAACCCGGCUCCUUAUUUUCGUUUCAGUCUACUCCCCAAGCACAAUCCUUUCUUGGACAACAGACAGCCAAUGCCUUCGGUAGUUUUAUGACAAACUCUACCUGAAACUUUUCCUUCUUUAAAGAUCGCCGUUCUAUUCUGAGACAGUCUCCCAUUAAUGGGAUAGCAUUUAGUCGCCCAGGGCUAGACAUUUGCUAGCCCGUUUGACUUGCGAGCUAGUGCAGGGCUAGUAGCCUGGCUGGCUGACAGUGCUUGCUCUGUGCGAGGAAAGGAGCUUUUCUGCAACACCCCUUCCUUGAUGCUCAGUCGAGUGCAUUUUGCACGUCACGCUGGAGUCCCUUUGCGCAUACGCACGCAUGCAGGGCGCACGCACGCACUUUGUCCGGAAUUAAGGCCCCUGUCUGGCGACUUAAAUCGCCUCGGACUACAACGCCCUCAAAUCGCCCAAGAAGGCGCGUCAACCUACUAUCCGCUAGGAUUGUUGAAAAAAUCCGGUUAAUUGCAAUACUAGCCCACUACCGGGCUAGCCCUGGGCGAGUAGAAUGCUAUCAGGGUUACUCCCCGUUCACAUACCAUUGUCCCUGUGAUCAUGUACAGAGGUCGUGUUGAUGAUGCAAAAGUACCUCCAAUUUCACAAGUGAUAAAUCGUUUUCUGUGCAGGUGACCGAUAUUUUUCUUAAUCAGACAGACGCGUCCUGUAUCCGCGCUAAAUACAUUCGAGUAAUAAUCGCUUAAGUGGUCGGCCGAGAUUUUUGCCCUAAAUGUGUUUGAUUUAGGUUUGGUAAGCAGGUAUUAUCUAUUUCACCGAUACUUUUUCCUGGAGUGCUUAUCUUAUUUGUCUCUUUGAAUGCGCUUUUAAAUUCGUGACACCUGUCGCCUAAGAUUUCUCUGCAUUGCCACAAUCGUUCGGAACUUAUACUUGUUGCUGGCUUAAAUCCUCUGUUCGGUUCCUUUAGUGAUAUUCCUUAGCCGACUCUCUUCUUCAUCUCAACAAUGAUGAACUUUCUUAAUAUUUCAAGCAUUUUUUCCCCGGUAUGAAUUGAAAACAAGCAUGUACAGCAGAAUUUAUUGGGGCCAACAAAUUUCGUGACGGCUUUUCAACUGCAACCCGUCUCUGCAUAACAUAGGUAACGAAUGAACGCGCACAGCAUUAUGAAUUUGUACAGAAUGGCAGUGCAUAGGAGCAAGGUCAAAGUUCAAAAUAAUCAAUAAUCAGCUAAGACGUCCACAUAAGCAUCAAAAAGGAAAAAAGGAAGGCGAAAUGUUAACAACAAAUCACAGUCAGAGGAAAAUAGAGGUGUGAGAUUACCAGGGCAAUUGCAGAUUGAUCACGUGAUCUAACUGCUUGCACAGGUCUGGUUUCUCCCUCCGUAUGUAGGCUGCUUCCAAAUAACGCAAGGUUCGAGUUGUACGUGCUCGGACAAGUACUCGAAAGGAUGCUUUAGGGUCGACAACAUGACCGCUAUCUAACAGGUGUUUCGUUAUAGACGAACGGGGGGUUCUAUUUUCCUGUUUGAAAAGCCAAUUAGGCAAAUGCUCAGCGGCCCUGGUUGCCAAUUGCCUUUGCGUUCGCCCAAUGUACUUGCAUCCGCAAGUGCAUGUGAAUUCAUACACACAAUUGGGGGUGGCGUGCAUUGGCAAGGCAUCCUUUGCCCGGUUAAUUGGAAGGCUUUUUGUGGAACUGAUGAAGAUAAGCUCUGCUGCGUUGUACGUUCUUUCUAUAGUGCAACACAAGCGUCGCUUGAUUGUGUUUGAGACGUUGUCACCCUUAAAAGGUAGACAUAUUAUAACGGGCUUCUUCGGAACGGACUGUUCCGUCAAUUUUGGCCGUAAAUGGUUGCUGUACUUCUGAAUGAAGCGUGCAGGAUAACCACGAUUAAGUAAGGCUUCUUUGAUACGGGCACGCCACCCCCAAUUGUGUGUAUGAAUUCACAUGCACUUGCGGAUGCAAGUACAUUGGGCGAACGCAAAGGCAAUUGGCAACCAGGGCCGCUGAGCAUUUGCCUAAUUGGCUUUUCAAACAGGAAAAUAGAACCCCCCGUUCGUCUAUAACGAAACACCUGUUAGAUAGCGGUCAUGUUGUCGACCCUAAAGCAUCCUUUCGAGUACUUGUCCGAGCACGUACAACUCGAACCUUGCGUUAUUUGGAAGCAGCCUACAUACGGAGGGAGAAACCAGACCUGUGCAAGCAGUUAGAUCACGUGAUCAAUCUGCAAUUGCCCUGGUAAUCUCACACCUCUAUUUUCCUCUGACUGUGAUUUGUUGUUAACAUUUCGCCUUCCUUUUUUCCUUUUUGAUGCUUAUGUGGACGUCUUAGCUGAUUAUUGAUUAUUUUGAACUUUGACCUUGCUCCUAUGCACUGCCAUUCUGUACAAAUUCAUACUGCUGUGCGCGUUCAUUCGUUACCUAUGUUAUGCAGAGACGGGUUGCAGUUGAAAAGCCGUCACGAAAUUUGUUGGCCCCAAUAAAUUCUGCUGUACAUGCUUGUUUUCUUAAUAUUAUCAUUGGUUAGAGAACGAGUACUUUAUGUAACUUUGGGCUCUCGGUUAUUUGUACUGGCGGAUUUUAUUUUCUUAUUAGCUUUUGUCGUCUUUGGUAUGUUAAAAAUUUCCCUCUGAAUUUGGUCUAUAUAGGCCUCCAAAAUACCCAACUACAACAACAACAACAACAGCAGCAGCAACUACAACAACAACAGAGUUCUGUCAACGCCUUCUACGCAUCAUUGUCACAACCCCUCCUCUUUGGUGACGAGCGGGACAACAUAAUAACAAGACUGAACCAGCUCCAAGCAAUGCUUGGCACAGGAACUGGCUAUAGCGCGCUCGGUGCGGUGGUAUAUACGAUGGAAAAUCCCUUUUCUCGGUUUCGGGGCAUCGCAUACAACGUGUUACCUGCAAGCACUGAGGCGGACGGGCUCGUGUGUCUUGAAGUCAACCUCCCUUCAUCAACCGUUCUAAGUCAGAAACAGGGUCUUCAGGACCAUCUCUUUCGGUUACUCGGCGGCCGUCAUAACUUUCAGCUGAUAAUUGAAGAAAUUAGGCCCUCAGCACGUUCCGAAACAAGCACAGAGGUCGUCAUAAAGGUUGUCGAACGACAGGCAUCAGGUAUUCUCGCCUAUUUGGCAUAUACUCCCGCGAACUAUUUUAAAGGACGAUGUUUUGGCUAUCUUGCUACCUGAUAGGGUUUCUUUGAAUGCAUGGUAAAGCACACACCUCGAGUGGAGGGUGUGAGACGGUCGACUACUCAGGUUUCUCAGCGUUCUUUGUCAUUAGGUAAUUCGGGAUAUUUAAUAAUGCCUUUCCUGGUAUAUUUUAGGCUCAAUUCAUACGAUUCCAGCGAGUGACUUAGCCAACUAUCUCUGCGGCCCCACUGUAAAGCAAGAACUCCAAUCUCAACUCUGCAUCACCCAGUUAACCCCCGAACUUGCUCCCUCUGCGUCUCAGAUAAACGUCUACUUGGAAACGCCUCCAGCUGGCCUGGAUCGACUCGUCUGGCAGCAGGUCACCAACAUUCCGUCAUAUUUACUCAUUGUGAUAUUUUGUCUAUGGACAACUCGAGCGUCUAUAUGGUCUCCUGUCGAUAAUUUUCGCGGUUAAGACUGUCAGGUCUCUGUCCUCGUGCUUUUUUCCUCCAACUUAGGCGCUCCAUUAACCGAUGUCCUCAGGGUUCAGUCUUGAUAUGAGUCGUUCUGUUCCGUAUCGGACUUUGUUGGUGGUGAGAAUAGCCAGUCCGGGAUAACCCAAGUUACUGCAGAUAUGAAACACGAUAGUUUGACCGUCCUGGGCGACAGCGUCCACCGCCGCCCCAUAACUUGGGCUCUGAGCUUACUUGCACGGCGUCCACCUCAUUCCCUUUCCCAUCACCCUCCGUGCUCUGACAGCAACUCAAAGUCGAAGCGACCCGAAGAUGGAUAUGGGUACAGUUGCUGAAAAAACUAAGCAACCCAUAUACGCGCGCCACACACAGCCUGAUCCCCAGCAUGUAUCACGCUGUUUUAGGUGGGGUUCUUUGUAUCCCACAUAUUUAUGACCUGUAUGCCCGCAGUUAAUAGCUCGUGCACAUAGCCAAGCCCGUUUGAGAGGCACGCUGCACAUAAAAACUUGCUGCGGAAUAGUGUUUUCGGACAUUGUUUUGUAAAAAAGCUGACUCGUACCUUAUCAUAUUGCACCACACAUGGCUUAAAUGUUGGAAUUUCCUUUAUCCGCGCACUGUUUAAAGGAAACACGUAGGACCCGAUAUAGUUUAUCCCUAAGGAUAGAGCGUUCGAAAUAGUGGACCAUGUUCUUCCUAGAUAUAUCAAAUUGCCCCCUUAAUUUUAGGCGCGCGCCGACAAUCCAGCCCCAGAUCGCCUCAUUCCCGUCCCAGUCGUAGGUUUUGCUGAUUUGAAGCGACGCCGGGCGGACCAACUGCUCUUUGUCGACCAACAGAGGAAAUCUGUUAAGGUUGGUCUCCGAGUUUAA